This is a messenger RNA of Poecilia latipinna (sailfin molly), 2767 nucleotides long. RefSeq names its product tyrosine-protein phosphatase non-receptor type 7-like. The coding region runs from base 1349 to 2671 and encodes 440 amino acids. NCBI's taxonomy places the organism in Eukaryota, Metazoa, Chordata, Actinopteri, Cyprinodontiformes, Poeciliidae. The record is from RefSeq and is a predicted model, not a curated record. Gene Ontology annotation, cellular component: plasma membrane; cell junction; cytosol. Gene Ontology annotation, biological process: signal transduction; protein dephosphorylation. The transcript has 11 exons. Gene Ontology annotation, molecular function: protein tyrosine phosphatase activity; protein kinase binding.
AAUCACCCUCAUGUACUCGCUGUUAACAACUUACUGUUACAGAAAAACUCUUCAUCAGCCAUAUUCGGUGGCUAUGCGAACUAGCCUUAGCAUUCAUAAUAGGCUAGCUGCAUCGUAGCAGACAGCAACGGGAGCAAGGAUGAGCAGCGCCACAAGGACUGUGCUUGACAACGCUAAGACUCGUUUCCUGACUUUCAUUGGUUCUUUCUAGUUAUCACUGGGAGAAGGCAGAGAAGGCUGAUUUUUUUUCACAGAUUAUCUGUCAUAAAUUGUCUCAACAUGUUGGCAGUUUCAACAAAUAUGUAAACAUAUAUUUUAUAGGAGCCACAUGCUGCAGCUUUAAGGGCCUCAGUUGCAGAGUUCUUGGGAUUUUUCUGUUAUUAUUGAACUGAGAAGAGAGCCGUGGCCAAACUAACCAAAAAUGCUGAACUGUGACAAGAGCAAAAAUAUUGAGUCAAGAUCAGAAGGUCUGAAAUGAGGUCAAUCUCCCCUCAUCAUUCACCACCACAGCGUAAAAAUCACACCAAGUCAGACUCAUCCUGGCCUACCACAGCAAAUGCACAGAGGUGGGAGUGUAGUGAUGUGGGCUCCAAGAGUCAAAGCAGCCUGAUGACGUUUGAAAACUGUCUGCUCGCCAAAUCCUUCAAACUGAAGCUGAAGAAAUCCAGCCCAUCAAUAAACCAACAACAAACCUUCUGAUUGUUUUUAAAGAGAAGCUAAAAAUCAGCUCAGAACCGUCGUCUGCAGAAUAACUGAACAACUCAGAGGAAGUUUGUGCACCCCAGCAGAAAACAUUGGUGACCCUUCAUUAUUUAUUAAUUUUUUUAUCAGAUGUUCAGUUGUUGGCCUUCAGCGUCCAGAGGAGUCCGUUUGGACUCGAUGUUCGGCCGUAUCGUCUGUGGUGUUUGUGUUCUGCGCGUUGAGUAAGCGUGGGCGUGCUGACUUCCUGCUCUGAGGAAACGCUCUUCCGACAGAGACAAACUGAAACGUUUCAGAUCUGUAGUGAUGUGGAAACACACAGAUAUCUAACACACACACACACACACACAGAGGUCCGUUCCAGCAGUUUCUGCUUCAUCAUAGAGAGAGAUGCCUCCUCAUCGCAGCAGUGGCUGGUUUAUCAGACAUCGACGUUGAGCCGAUUCGGUUUCUGUCAGAGGACUCUGGAUUAUGAGCCUCGUCUCGUCAGGAAGUUCAUUCAUGACAAAAACACGUCAGACGUUUAAAGUUAACUUAAAGUGAAUCUGAGAAGCAAGAAAAGAAGAACUGCGGAGAUCAGAAUGCAUGGUGUUGAGGUGAGGAGCUGAGUGCGGCUCAGAAAAUAAAUCGUCUUCAACAGAAAACACUCAUGAUGAGCUCAUCAUUCAGCUCCGUUCCUGCCGAGGAACCAGUGACGCCCCCGCCACUGACCACGCCCCCUCGGAAAGCCUCAGUCCGCCUCCAGGAACGGCGGGGCUCCAACCUGUCGCUGCUAUUGGAUGUGAGCAAUCUGGGGGCGGAGUCAGUUUGUUCCGUGACCACGCCCAAAGAGGUGUGGCUUCAGCUGCUACACACCUCGUCCCGAGCGCUUGCACAUGCGCAGUUACAGGAAGCUGCAGCAGACACCAGCGCUCUGAACUCAGAGUACCAGAAGAUUCCUCCGAACUUUGUGAGCGCGGCCGAGCUCGACGCUCCGGGACACAUGAUGAAAGACAGAUACAAAACCAUCCUGCCCAACCCAGAGACUCGGGUGAUCCUGAAGAGCCUGGACGAAGAACCGGGUCCGGAUCGCUACAUCAACGCCAACUAUGUCAGGGGCUACAGAGGGGCUCCCAGGGCCUUCAUCGCCACCCAGGGCCCGAUGCUGCACACUGUGGGAGACUUCUGGGACAUGGUGUGGCAGGAGCGGAGCAGCAUCAUCGUCAUGGUGACCAAGCUGAAGGAGAACAACGAGAAAUGCGAGCCUUACUGGCCGCAGCCGAGGGACGGGACGAAGGUGAAGGAGGAGGACGAGGAGCGGCAGGACGAGAUCCAGAGGGACCAAGACGAGGGACAGACGAGCCGCUUCGGCAGAUUCCUGCUGAGAGUUAAAGACAGCCGGGAAAAAAACGGCUUCAUCAUCACGGAUCUGCAGAUCCAGCUGAACUCUGAGCGCCGUCCGGUCAGACACUACUGGUUCAGCUCCUGGCCCGACCACCACAUCCCAGAAUGCAUUGUUUCUCUGCUGAAGCUGGUGGAGGAGGUGGAGACGCAGAGGAAGUCCCUGCAGCCAAUCACAGACGCCGUUCCGGGUAACCGACCAAUCAUUGUCCACUGCAGCGCAGGCAUCGGGCGGACGGGUUGCUUCAUAGCCAGCAGCAUCUGCUGCCAGCAGCUCAGAGAAACCGGACACGUGGACAUUCUGGAGACGGUUUGUCAGCUCCGACUCGACAGGGGUGGGAUGAUCCAGACCACCGAGCAGUACCAGUUCCUGUACUCUACGCUGGCCCAGUACAGCCGCCAGCUGCAGCAGAACCAGGAGAACCAGGAGAACUGGGAGAACCGGAAGAACCAGGAGAACUGGAAGAACCAGGAGAACCAGGAGAACCGGGAGAACCAAAGGGCCUCAGCAACAGCAGACAGGACUGAAAGAAAACCAGAUCCAUCAGGGCAACACAGCAGAACCAGAACUGGAUCUUCUGUUUGGUUCUGAAAAUAUGGAGAACCCAAAGAACCAAAAUUUUCAUCCUGGACUGAAAAGAGAAAUAAAGAAUUAGAUUAUUAAAAUGAAAUAAAUGUAUUGUUUACA